This is a messenger RNA of Vicia faba (fava bean), 636 nucleotides long. The record is from the annotation of a GenBank genome assembly. Lineage: Eukaryota; Viridiplantae; Streptophyta; Magnoliopsida; Fabales; Fabaceae.
AUGGACAUCAAUUUAGAAAUCAAUGACGAUUCUGCAAAUAACGAUGAACAAAAGCAGCCACUUCUGCGAAACGCGGAGGUUCCAGAGGCAGAGAGGAACCUGAUACAGAAAGCUAUAAGUUCAACAUUUCAAAGUACCGCGCACUUGGCAAACCUUCUACCUACUGGCACUGUUCUAGCUUUCCAACUUCUGUCACCAAUUUUUACAAACAUUGGCAAUUGUGACUCUAUCAGCAAGUCCAUGACUUCUGUACUUGUGACUCUCUGUGGUGCUUCAUGCUUCCUGCUAAACUUUACUGAUAGCUUUAGAGACAGCAAGGGGAAUAUAUGUUAUGGCUUUGCCACCUCUAAGGGCUUGUGGGUCAUUGAUGGAUCAACCAAACUUCCACCACAAGUUUCUGAAAAAUAUCGCAUACGGUGUAUAGACUUUAUCCAUGCAAUGAUGUCGAUUUUGGUAUUUGCAGCAAUCGCGUUAUUUGAUCAGAAUGUGGUGAAUUGCUUUUUUCCAGAACCAUCAAAUGAGAUACAGGAAAUCCUAACGGCAUUGCCAGUGGCAAUUGGCGUCUUUUGCAGCAUGCUUUUUGUUACAUUUCCUACUGAGAGACAUGGAAUUGGCUUCCCCCUUUCGACAAGUUAA